CUGCCCUUCUCAACACCCAACACUCACCAGCUCAUAACAAGACACUAUAUCUUCUAAUAGCUUCUAUCAAUUAAAAUGGCCUGCCUUUGCAGGCUACCAACAGAGUUACUCCAUCAGAUCGCAAAUUACCUCGACGAUAACUCCACCGCGAGCCUCGAACUCUCAUGUCGGUUGCUUAGCUACGCUAUCUCUAGUCGCCGCACCGAACAUUACGAGAACUUGCUGAUGUCUCGUUCUUUUCGUCCGUUUCUCAAGCGGCUUUGCAAAGUUCCAGAGCUCGCACAAUAUGUCAGAUCCGUCAGGAUUCGUGGCCCUCGAUCUCGCGAUCCAUAUCCAAAUCCAAAGUUUCGGGGUCAACAGACGGCCGUAGUUGCAUUAGUUAUCGCUACGGCCGAAGAAUUAGGCGUAUUAAAGGAAGAAAAUGCAAGUGAAAAACUUCCCCAUCAAGGGCGGAAACGGAAGAGAGUAUCAGCGCUCAAUACAUAUUGGGUCCAGGAUCUCAGGAAUGGAAGUGAAAGGGCACAAAUCAUAUUCAUACUUUCCUUGCUUCCCAAUCUCGAGCGGCUGGUCAUCGACGAGUUGCCUUGUCAAGUUCCCUACGAACCAUCACGGCUUCUGGAACAUUCUGCUAGCGCCAAGACCCUAAAGCACUUAGAGAUAAAUGCAGCAAAGGACGCCUUCGACGCAACGGGUUCAGUAGUAGACCGUGAUCUACACACCAUAGGAUCUCAACAUGCGCUUCAAUCAAUCCGGCUCUCAAACGUUUCCUUCCGCCAACAACCUUUUAUGUUUUUGCCAAGGUUCCAGUCCUCUAGCAUUUCCACAGUUAUUUUCAGCAACUGUGCAAUAUCAAUCGAUUUCAUACGCCUGAUUGGAAAUUCAGCGACCAAGUUGGAAACCUUUCACUAUAGGUUUGGCCACUUAGGACAUAGUUUUAAACUAGGCAACCCUUUUUUCCGUGCCUGUUUCCUCCUUCCCGAUGUGUUGACGGCGUUACUGCCAUGUGCGCAGUCACUAAAAUGCCUGGAACUUAUCUUCCCCGAAGACGAGUAUGACGUUCAAAACAUUCCACCGAUGGACAAGAGCCAUACCCAAACGAUCCUAGAUAAAUUUACUAUGUUGGAGACGGUUCAGAUCCCGCUUCACUUAUGCGAUCAAGACUGACAGAUAUUGUAUUUCUUCUCUUAAAGAUCAUAAGAUGGCAAGCUUAAGCACGCUCACUUCUAUUUACAUCUACUUUGCUAUGGGGCUAUGGUACCUAGUGUUGAACGAGAGUGCUCAUUGGGAGCCUCGACAUGUGUGCCGCCGGGGUGUGGAGAUUUAGAUUGGUGGUGGCACAUAGGCGGGCUCGCACCAAAUGGUAUCAAUAUUCAUUUCUGAAAAGCUACUGCUCGUUUGGGCUAUUUAAUCUAUUUAUUUCCAUAGUUUACAAUUCUUUGACAGGGGUUCAAUGACUUGCCCAUAAAUAGCACCCCAUAACCGGUCGUCUUUUCAUUGAGAGUCUCGGGACUCCCCAGUCAUGAAUCCUGU
Lindgomyces ingoldianus is the source of this 1530-nucleotide messenger RNA. RefSeq lists its product as uncharacterized. NCBI's taxonomy places the organism in Eukaryota, Fungi, Ascomycota, Dothideomycetes, Pleosporales, Lindgomycetaceae. The transcript has a single exon. Gene Ontology annotation, molecular function: protein binding. The coding region runs from base 76 to 1164 and encodes 362 amino acids. The record is from RefSeq and is a predicted model, not a curated record.